Molecule: messenger RNA, 1228 nt
Organism: Belonocnema kinseyi
Lineage: Eukaryota; Metazoa; Arthropoda; Insecta; Hymenoptera; Cynipidae
Gene: Sumo
Product: small ubiquitin-related modifier 3
Exons: 3
Coding region: 236-514 (92 amino acids)
Biological process (GO): protein sumoylation
Cellular component (GO): nucleus
Molecular function (GO): protein tag activity; ubiquitin-like protein ligase binding
Source: RefSeq, a predicted model, not a curated record
CCCGCACUGGCAGACUGGACUGGCUUCACUCAUCACUGACUUACUGUGUUCACGGAAGGAUUUGAAGUGUUUGGAAGACGCACAAUUUUAUGCAAACUAGUUAAAGAGCGGGAUUUAAUAAAAAUUGUGCAAGCAGUUUCCCGAAAUAAUCAAAGCGUCUAACAGUGGACCCCAGAUUUCUCACCGAGCUGAUAUAUUUCAUUCAGAAGACAGCUUUAUCUGCACAAAAUCGACAAUGUCGGACGAAAAGAAGGACUCGAAAACUGAGUCGGAACAUAUAAACCUCAAAGUUCUGGGACAGGACAGCGCAGUAGUGCAAUUUAAAAUAAAAAAACACACACCUCUACGAAAAUUGAUGAAUGCCUACUGUGAUCGAGUAGGCUUGGCGAUCGCUGCCGUGAGGUUUAGAUUCGAUGGCCAGCCAAUAAAUGAAUUAGACACACCGAGUUCGCUUGAGAUGGAAGAAGGCGACACCAUAGAGGUUUAUCAACAACAAACGGGCGGAUCGUGGUGAAAGUAAUAUUUCGUAAUGAGUGGUUUAAAAUGGACUGAGAGAAAAACAUCGUUUUUUCCUAAGAAUUUUAUUUUGUACUUUAAUCUACAAUCUAAAAUAGAGAAGAAGAAAAGCAAAAUCAAAGGCUCAUUAAGUCCUCGUAACUCUUUUUAUAAAAAAAAUCUCGUGACUUUAUCGAUUAAAUUUCAAAAGGGAAACGAAUUGAUAUUUUUUGUUUGUCAAUGUCUGUAUUGAUAUUUAUUUACAGUUAAAAAUUUCGACUUUUUUUUACUAUUUAAACUACGGUACGAGCCUUUGAUUUUUUUAUAAAGCAAGUCCGAGUUAAGUUAUAAUAAUAAGCAAAUUUUUAGUGAAGUGAAAUAAGCGUAGAUCCGAAUAUGACUAUUUUUAACAAUGGCACGAACUUUUAUGUAUCCUAAUGUAGAUCAUAAAUUAAAACACAAUCGAUUAAUUAGAAAUUUUAGUGUCCGGAUACUCAUUAAAAACAGAAGUACAAAAGUACUUUAGUGUAAAAAUGUCAAUAUUUUAAAGAGAAAAAAAUUAAUAUAAAGACCAGUUUAGCAGUGACUACGUGAAGGACCAAUUUAAUUUCUUAACUUAUUACUGGCCUUUCAAUUAAGUGGUCUUUCUGUAAUAUUGCCUUGUGCAUCUUUACUUUGAAAUCUACGAUGUAAUGAUUGAAACUUCAUUUAAUAAAUUUUCAUUUUUAAAUAA